AUGGCUCAAGCUGCAAGGGUUGCGCAACUUGAAGCGACGGUAGAGCGGCCGGAACGUCUUUUGGAGACGGAUGCUGCGGAGCCUCCUAGUGUGUAUGCUAUGGUGGCUGGUUUGGCCCAGAGGGUCGAAGAGUUGGAAAGACGGGCGGACGCGAUUGCUGCCCAGUCGGUUGAAGGGUUGCGGGCAGAUUUGAACGUCGUGCAACGUGGCCUUGACGAGAGGGCGACAAGGCUGGAGUUUGAGGAAAACUCGGGUGCUAUUGAAGCGCUGCAAACUGAUGUUGCCUUGCUGAAACGGGCAAUGUCAGGUGCCUUGGACAUGGCCUGGGAAGUGAAGAGGCAGGUGACGAAUGCGGCAGAGGCUGCGACGGCUUUGGACAAUGCAUGCUGGUCAAGCCAGGAAAUGCUGUGUGAUGGGUGCAGCGAAUGUUGCCGGGUUGGUGCAACGGCUUGGGUGGAGGAUGUCUAUGCGGUGGGCAAGCGGGCUGCACGUGUUGUAGCCAGUUGCUGGGUGUGCAACAAAUGCUGGGUGGCGUCGGGUGCGUUGGUGCGCACGAGUUUGGUUGAACGGUGGGCUGGAGUUCCCACAGGGCUGCAGGGCAAAUGUAGUCGUGGUGCUUGCAAGCAUCGGGUGCGUUGGAGCAUCGACUUGGCAUUUGACGAGGGCAUCAAACGUUCAAGUGGGGGAGAUUGGCUGCGUGGGGGAGCUGGUCGUGGAUGGGGUCGUGCUGGUGGUCAUGGCAGCAAUAGGGGCAAUUCGGUUCUUGGUGCUGCUCCUUUGGUUCCUCCGGCUGCAGCCAACACCUUGACUGAUGAUUUUUCUUCGUUUGAUUUGUGGCAUCGAUGCCUGGGACAUCUGUCUUCUAAGGUUUUAGAGAUGCUUCCUCCCGUUGGUUCUCAGAAGUCUAGUAUUGAACACCAAUUUGGCAAGUUGGUCAAAACUGUUCGUAGUGAUAAUGCUACUGGCUACCUCAUUAAUCGUACUCCAUUUGCUAUUUUGAAUGGAAAAACUCCAUUUCAGGUUGUGCCUGAUUCUUUUUCCUCAGGGAAACGCGCCAUUGGGUGCAAAUGGGUUUUUAAGAUCAAAUUGAGGCUUGAUUAUAAUGACACUUUUGCGCAUGUCGCCAAAAUAACGACGUAUCGCUGCCUGGUCGGUCGUCUGAUUUAUCUUGCUGUUAUACGCCCUGAGCUUUCUUACUCUGUUCAUAUCUUGUCUCAGUUUAUGCAGAAGUCCAUACAAGCUCAUUGGGAUGCAGCUCUUCGGGUGGUCCGGUAUUUGAAGGGUUCUCCUGGUCAGGGUAUUUUUCUUCGUGCAGACUUCUUCUAUGAGGGUACGAAACACAUUGAAGUAGACUGUCAUUUUCUUGCUGACAGUUUCACCAAAUCCUUAGGAAAGCAGCAAUUUGAUUAUUUUCUUGGCAAGUUGGGCAUUCGGAAUCCGCAUUGUUACGGCAAACUGGAUCAGUCGUUUCACGAGUCGCGGCCUCCCGGUGUGGGCCCUCUCUAA
This is a messenger RNA of Oldenlandia corymbosa var. corymbosa, 1506 nucleotides long. The record is from the annotation of a GenBank genome assembly. Lineage: Eukaryota; Viridiplantae; Streptophyta; Magnoliopsida; Gentianales; Rubiaceae.